UUUUAUGAUUAAGAAAUGUCAUACCAUAUCAAUAUUACUUACAAAUGCUACCUGCACACCAUUUUAAAAGGAAGACAAUAUUAAUAUACUAUAAAAAAAUUUACAGAGGCCUUAAAAAAUCAAAAUGCCAAGGGUUCCACUUGUGCAGCACAAAACCUACACAACACCAAGGCGUCCCUUCGAGAAGGAACGUCUUGACCAGGAGUUGAAACUCAUUGGUGAAUAUGGUCUGAGAAACAAACGCGAGGUCUGGAGGGUAAAGUACGCUCUGGCCAAGAUCCGUAAAUCUGCCAGAGAACUGCUGACACUGGAAGAAAAAGAUCCCAAAAGGCUGUUUGAGGGAAAUGCCCUUCUGCGUCGUCUGGUGAGAAUCGGUGUGCUUGAUGAAUCAAAGAUGAAGCUCGAUUUCGUGCUAGGUCUGAGAGUAGAAGACUUCUUGGAACGUCGUCUGCAGACCCAGGUGUUCAAGAUUGGGCUUGCAAAGAGUAUCCAUCACGCUCGUGUGCUCAUUCGGCAGAGACACAUCAGAGUGCGCAAACAGGUGGUGAACAUUCCCUCAUUUGUAGUCCGUCUGGACUCCCAGAAACACAUCGACUUUGCCCUCCAGUCUCCAUACAGCGGUGGCAAGCCAGGUCGUGUCAAGAGGAAGAAUGCCAAGAAGGGAUCUGGUGGUGGUGAUGAAGAGGAGGAUGAGGAUUAACUUACGGGCCCUUGACCUGCUGUUCUAUUGUCACAUGAAACAAAUAAAGUAGAAAAAAUAUUA
This is a messenger RNA of Mya arenaria, 763 nucleotides long. RefSeq names its product 40S ribosomal protein S9. Gene Ontology annotation, molecular function: structural constituent of ribosome; rRNA binding. Gene Ontology annotation, cellular component: cytosolic small ribosomal subunit. The record is from RefSeq and is a predicted model, not a curated record. The transcript is spliced from 4 exons. The coding region runs from base 125 to 700 and encodes 191 amino acids. Gene Ontology annotation, biological process: positive regulation of translational fidelity; translation. NCBI's taxonomy places the organism in Eukaryota, Metazoa, Mollusca, Bivalvia, Myida, Myidae.